AUGCAAGGCAGCCCCCGACCCCAUAAUGAAACUCCUUAUCUCAAUGUGGUGUUUUCCCGGGUAAGCUUCUUCAUAGACCAACAACACCUGGAUAACGCGCACGACCCGGCUCAGGUGGAGUCGUCGACCGCGUGGGUUACUUAUGACUUUGGGGCCAGGCGGAGGAUAUACCCGGGAAUGAACUCGGCGAAGCAAAGCUUACUCCUUGGGCUGGCCAAGGCUGCCUGUGAUUUUUACAUUGUUCCGAUCGAGGGGAAGGACAUUCAUCUGGACCUCGAGACUGGCUUCGUCCAGGAAAUUGCAUUGCACCCUAAAUAUCUUGAUAUCGCUCUGGAACUAAGGGAUAGACGCACCAAGGAAGGAUAUCCUGGACCACUGAUCUCAGAGUUAUGA
Penicillium hordei is the source of this 393-nucleotide messenger RNA. RefSeq names its product cytochrome P450 3 monooxygenase. NCBI's taxonomy places the organism in Eukaryota, Fungi, Ascomycota, Eurotiomycetes, Eurotiales, Aspergillaceae. The transcript has a single exon. The coding region runs from base 1 to 393 and encodes 130 amino acids. The record is from RefSeq and is a predicted model, not a curated record.